GUGUUUGUGAGCUCAAAGCACCAUGAGUUACAGCCUGGACACUAUGCUGGGCGCCUCCUCUUACCGCAGGGCGCUGGGAGACCCACCAAGGAGCGGUGGUCCUCGCUCCAUGGCCAGCAGCGGGUUCCACUCCCAAACAUCAUGGUCCAGGAGCCCCGGCUCCAUCCUCUCCUCCUCCUACAAGCGGACCAGUGCUCCCAGCUACGGCUCUCAGCUCGCCUCCUCCACCGAGAGCCUCGACCAGGGAGCCCUGGUGGUGGUCAACGGGGACCUGAGGUCCCGCAAUGAGAAGGAGGUGCUCCAAGCGCUCAAUGACCGCUUUGCGCUUUACAUCGACAAGGUGAGGAACCUGGAAGUUCACAACCGCAACCUGGAGGCUGAGGCGGCGUCUCUCAGGCAGCAACAAGCCGGGAAGUCCGCUAUCUCGGAGCUCUACGAGCGUGAGAUCAAAGAUCUCCGCAAAGUGGUGGCUCAGAUGGGCAACGAGAAGACCCAGCUGCAGCUGGAGCAGGAACACCUGGAGGAGGACAUCCAGCACCUCAAACAGAGGUGCGAGGAGGAGAUCAGGGCCAGGGAGGAGAUGGAAGCUACCACCAGAGACCUCAACAAGUACGUGGAGGAAUCGGGGCUGACCAGACUGGACCUGGAGAAGAAGCUGCAGUUCUUGACCGACGAGGCUUCCUUCAUGAGGAAGAACCAUGAUGAGGAGGUCCAGGAUCUCCUGGGGCAGAUCCAAGGCUCUCAGAUCACCCUGGAGGUGCGGGACAGCCUGAAAUCCGACAUCACGUCUGCCCUCAGGGAGAUCCGAGCUCAGAUGGAGGGACAGGCGCUCAUGACCAGCAGCCACACCGAGGAGGUCUUUAAGGUGAAGUUGGACAAACUCAACGAGGCGGCCAAGGUCAACACGGCAGCCAUCCAUGCGGCGCAAGACGAGAUCUCCGAAUACCGCAGGCACCUGCAGUCUAAGAAUACCGAGCUGGAGACCUUGAAAGGCACCAAGGACUCGUUGGAGAGGCAAAGGUUUGAGAUCGAAGACCGUCACAAUGCAGACGUCUCCAGCUACCAGGAAACCAUUCACCAAAUGGAGAAUGAGCUGAGAAGUGUCAAGUGGGAGAUGGCUUCUCAACUCAGAGAAUACCAGGACUUACUAAACGUGAAAAUGGCUUUGGAUAUUGAAAUUGCAGCAUACAGGAAACUCUUGGAAGGUGAAGAAUCAAGGUUGAGUUGGUCAAGUCCGUAUCCUUACAUAGAAGCUCACCAUAAAAGUCCGACACGCCCAACCCAUACCAAAGCCAAGUUUGAAGAUAAAGUCAAGCAAGCUGAGAAGCUUGAAAAAGAGACGGUGAUUGUGGAAGAACUGACAGACGAAAUGACAAUUACAACAGAGGAAACCGAAGAGACUGAGAAAGCUGAAGAAACACAAGAAGAGGUUAAGGAGGGGGAAGAGGCUGAGAAAGGUGACAAAGCUGAAGGAGCGGAGGCUGAAGAAACCACAGCAGAAGACAAGGGUGAUGAAGGAAGUAAAACUGAUGAAGCUGGGGAAGAAGAGGAAGGUGCUAAGGCUGAAGAGUCUGAAGAGAAAGCAAAAUCUCCAGUGGAAGAGAGGAUCGGUGAAAAAGCAAAACCAGUGAAAGAGGAUGUCAAAGAGGAAGAGAAGGAAAAACCUAAAGAAAAGGAACCAGAGGUUAAAGAAGAUGAUAAGAAAGAAGAGUCCAAGCCAGAGGCCAAAGUGGAGGAAAACGAAGAGAGGAAAGCUACAACACCAGAACCCAAGGUUGAAGAGAGGAAAGCUACAACACCCGAGCCUAAAGCUGAGGAAAAGAAAGCUACAACACCUGAGCCAGCAGAGAAAAAAGCUACAACACCAGAGGCCAAAGCUGAGGAAAAAGAAGUGAAGAAAGCUACAACACCAGAACCCAAGGUUGAAGAGAAGAAAGCUACAACACCAGAGCCUAAAGUGGAGGACAAGGAAGAGAAGAAAGCAUCAAUACCAGAGCCCAAAGUGGAGGAAAAGAAAGCUACAACACCAGAGCCUGUAGAGAAAAAAGCUUCAAUACCAGAACCCAAAAUGGAGGAAAAGAAAGCUACAACACCUGAACCUAAAGUAGAGGAAAAGAAAGCUACAACACCAGAGCCAGAGCCUGUAAAGAAAGCUACAACCCCAGAGCCUAAAGUAGAGGAAAAGAAAGCUACAACACCUGAACCUAAAGUAGAGGAAAAGAAAGCUACAACACCAGAGCCAGAGCCUGUAAAGAAAGCUACAACCCCAGAGCCUAAAGUAGAGGAAAAGAAAGCUACAACACCAGAACCUAAAGUAGAGGAAAAGAAAGCUACAACACCAGAGCCAGAGCCUGUAAAGAAAGCUACAACCCCAGAGCCUAAAGUAGAGGAAAAGAAAGCUACAACACCAGAGCCAGAGCCUGUAAAGAAAGCUACAACCCCAGAGCCUAAAGUAGAGGAAAAGAAAGCUACAACACCAGAGCCUAAAGUAGAGGAAAAGAAAGCUACAACACCAGAGCCUAAAGUAGAGGAAAAGAAAGCUACAACACCAGAGCCAGAGCCUGUAAAGAAAGCUACAACCCCAGAGCCUAAAGUAGAGGAAAAGAAAGCUACAACACCAGAGCCUAAAGUAGAGGAAAAGAAAGCUACAACACCAGAGCCUAAAGUAGAGGAAAAGAAAGCUACAACACCAGAGCCUAAAGUAGAGGAAAAGAAAGCUACAACACCAGAGCCUAAAGUAGAGGAAAAGAAAGCUACAACACCAGAGCCAGAGCCUGUAGAGAAGAAACCUACAACACCCGAGCCUAAAGCAGAGGAAAAGGAAGAGAAAAAAGCCACAACGCCAGAAGCCAAGGUUGAAGAGAAGAAAGCUACAACACCAGAAGCCAAGGUUGAAGAGAAGAAAGCUACAACACCAGAAGCCAAGUCGGAAGAGAAGAAAGCUACAACACCAGAGCCCAAGUCGGAAGAGAAGAAAGUUACAACACCAGAGCCCAAGGUGGAAGAAAAACCUUCAAGACCAGACCCCAAGGUGGAAGAGAAGAAACCCACAACACCAGAGCCCAAAGAGCAGAAAUCCUCAGAGCCCGAACCCAAACCAGCAGAAAAACAGAAGGAACCCGAAAAGACCACAGAAGUUAAAGAAAAUGUAACAGAUCAAAAAUCGGAUAGUAAAAAAGAAACCAAGGACGAGACAACAGAAACAGUGAAAAAAACAGAGCCAAAGAAAUCCACCCCCGAGUUGACAAAACCUGACCUCGAUGAUGAUGAGGGGAAAGCAGCAACAGUGAAGACCGUCACAGAGUCAAAAUCUGAAGCGAAAGAGGAAGCCAAGGUUAAGGAUGACGAAGGAGGGAAGUCAGAGAAAUCUUCCAGCACGAAAGAGGAAGAAAAGCCAACUGACAAAUCGAAAAAAGCUUAGGAAAAAAAAUGAAGAAGGAACAAUUACAUGGGGGAAAAAAUCACCAAAGAUAUAUUGCACCAAGUGAUUGAUGUCAGGAAACUGCCAAGGUAACAUGGGACACCUGUUACGAAACUAGGGUCUAUGCGAGCAAUAGAUUUCCACGAAGAAAUGGACAAUUAAUUGCAUUAUGGUAACUUAUUUAACAGAAUGAGAUAAGAUGUAUGCAGAAUGUUAAAAUGUUUACACUUCAAGGGUGUAAAUAAUUACCCUGCCUCAAGUAAUAAGUGCAUUUAAAGUGUCUGAUCAUACCAGGUUAGAGAAUAUAUAUCACUUAAGGAUAAGAGUAUUUGCUGAAAUAACCCAUUGACUUGCAGUCUGGGCAAGCCAAUUGUGAAAUGAAGAUAACGAUUAAAAAAAAAGCGCCACAUCUUAAAUCUGAAACGUGCAGCAAAGCAAAUACUUGUAAUGUCAAUGAAGUGCGAUGUGCAAUAUAUAAAUAAAGAGCUUGACAGAUGCAAUGUGCCUCUGAAGUACAUGUCAGACAUAGUGCUAUUGUGACAUGCGAUUGAAGUAUAUGUAUACAGAUAGAAUCUACUAAUGACUGCAUUUCUUUGAAUAAAGCAAUAACAACUUU
Callorhinchus milii (elephant shark) is the source of this 4037-nucleotide messenger RNA. RefSeq names its product neurofilament heavy. Gene Ontology annotation, cellular component: neurofilament; axon. Gene Ontology annotation, biological process: axon development. The record is from RefSeq and is a predicted model, not a curated record. Bases 23 to 3421 code for a protein of 1132 amino acids. NCBI's taxonomy places the organism in Eukaryota, Metazoa, Chordata, Chondrichthyes, Chimaeriformes, Callorhinchidae. The transcript is spliced from 3 exons. Gene Ontology annotation, molecular function: structural constituent of postsynaptic intermediate filament cytoskeleton.